Molecule: messenger RNA, 834 nt
Organism: Chanos chanos (milkfish)
Lineage: Eukaryota; Metazoa; Chordata; Actinopteri; Gonorynchiformes; Chanidae
Gene: xaf1
Product: XIAP associated factor 1
Exons: 6
Coding region: 31-834 (267 amino acids)
Cellular component (GO): mitochondrion
Molecular function (GO): zinc ion binding
Source: RefSeq, a predicted model, not a curated record
ACCUCUCCGGGGCCACACAGACAAGAAGACAUGGAUGCCGCGAAGGACGACGUAACUGUGUGUAAACACUGUAAGAAAGAGGUGGCUGUGUCAAACUUUGAACUUCACGAACCGCAUUGCCAGCGUUUUCUGUGUCUGUGCCCUGAUUGUGGGGAGUCAGUCCCACGAGAUCAACUGGACCAGCAUCGCGAAGACGAGCACACCCAGGUACAAUGCGUCAGGUGCAGGAAGAAAAUGGAGCGGCGCGACCUGCCAGACCACGAGACGGACGAGUGUUCCGAGAGGCUGAAAUGCUGUGAAUUCUGUGAGCUGGAACUUCCACUGAGCAGCCUAAUGGAGCACAGCAUAGUCUGCGGGAGCCGCACCGAGCGAUGCGCCGACUGCGGCCGAUAUGUUACCCUCAAAGAUCAGUCACGACAUGCUGAGAUCUGCUCCUUCCAAAUCCAGACGCAGGACAUCUCUGAUCUUGAUUAUGAUCAGAGGGACGACAGCCAAGGCGACAUGCAGAAGAAGCCCCCCGUGCAGUGUGACAAAUGCUUUAAAAUGGUAUUCUCAGAUUCUAUGGAGGAACAUGAGCGAGUUUGUGAUCCCUCCUCACAAGAAGAAGAAGACCUGUAUUCUGACAUCCGGCAAGACCCCAACAAACCUGAUCAAAUUAGGACUCAGCGCUCUGAUUUCUCCAUGUCUGACCGACGGAAGGUGAAGGAGUCUGGGUGGUUGGUUGGGAAAGGAGGAGACGGGGGGGAUGAGAUCAGCACGUGUCCAUACUGUCACUUGGCUCUCCCCAUAAAGACUCUCCAAUGGCAUGAGGUAUCUCUGAAUGGACCUACCUGA